ACCCACAACACAUACACAUACACUCUUAUUGACAUAUUUCACUAACAAAAAAUAAAGUGGAAUAAAAUUUCCAUUCUAUCCCAAACACUAAGAAUUGUCUCGAAAAAUACACCAUGAAGUCAUUAGUCAUCACGUUAAUAAUGUUCGACACAUAAUUACUUAAAUUAAAUGGGUUUGUACAAUAUUCCAUGUCACUUUGCCUAUUUGUAAAUCCAAUAUGUCCGCAUUUAAUAUAAAACCAACUAGUGGAUGGAUACAUCCUGAUAAGCUGAUUGCAAGACAAGGGGCCACUUAUGCAGUCCGGGUAGUAUGCCGGCUGCCUGGAGAUUAAAGCCUCCAUGAAGGCCCUAGACUUCAAAACCAGAUCUAGUGUUGCCAAGGAAUGUAUCAACCGGAUAUGUGAAGUAGCAGGUCUGAAAGUUCUGGAUAAAAAAAGAAAAGUGGACAAGAAGGUGCAAAAAGCCAUAGCUGACGAAGUGAAUCUCGCUUAUUCAGGCACAAAUGUCACCUUGAAGGUUUCAAGUGUCAAUUUAUCAUUAACUUCUCUAGACAGCAAUGAAGUGAUAGCAAGUCAUGAAAUGCCAAAAAUCUCUUUUGCAUCUGGAGGUGACAGCGAUACCCGAGACUUUGUGUGCUACAUUGCUAAGGAUUCUGAUGAUCUUCGGGCAUGUUAUGUAAUGGAAUGUCCAGGAGGUUUAACCAAAGAUGUAAUCGCAACUAUAGGGCAGGCAUUUGAGUUGAGAUUUCAACAAUUUUCAUCCAAACCAACUGCAGUAAUCCCUUCAAUCCCCCCAACUUUGCAAACUGGGGGAGAUGCAGAUAAAGAUUAUUACAAUGAUUUGCCAGGAAAGGUGCCUCCUGAUGUAUUGGGGCCUCCCCCUGUUCCACCUCUACCUGUGAUGAUGCCUCCAUUCACAACUUUGCCUCCAGUCUCACCUAACCUUAUCGAUUUUAACUGUGAUGUUUCUGCAUGUGACGGGCCUCAUCAUGAUUAUGUUAAUGACAAUGCAACUAUGGUGCGUGAAAGGGAUGUGUUUGAUAUGCAACCAUUUACUCAGCAUCCGAAUAGUUAUGCAGUUAAGACAGAUAUAGACAAUUUUGAACAGCUUAGGAAAGAAGUUUGGUUCCAUGGGCCUAUAUCUAGGGCAGAUGCUGAAAGACUACUGCAGAAAGAUGGAGAUUUUUUGGUGAGAGAAUCUACUAAUACCCCUGGACAGUUUGUACUUUCUGGCAUGCAGAAUAGCAACAAGAAGCAUUUGUUAUUAGUUGACCCAGAAGGAGUUGUCAGGACAAAAGACAGAAUGUUCAAUAGCGUGAGUCAUUUGAUUCAGUUUCAUUUUGAUAAUGCCUUGCCUAUAAUAUCACCAGAGAGCGCUCUGGUACUUAGGCAUAAAGUAGCAAGGACUAUGUCUCUCUAGGUAGACUUUGUAAAGAAAUAUUUAUAUUUUAUAAUGCUUUUCAAGCUUAAAUGCUUAUAAGAUCAGUUUUUUUUUGAAGAGCAUAUGCUUAUUAUGAAUGCUCUAACUGAUUUCAAGGUGGUAUAUUCAGGUUUCUGUAGUAUAAAAAGCAUAAAUAUUGUUGAUAAUCACAGAAACCUGAAUAUCAUAAAAAGAACUACAUUUUUAUUAGAUUUGAGAGUACAAACUAGAUUAAGUGGUUGUUGCUUUUGCUGCAUAUAUGAACCAAAAGAAAGGUAAAAGGAAUUAUAAGGUCAAUGCUUUUAGAAACUAUGAAAUUUAAAUUUUUUUUAAGCCCAAUCAGUGGAUUUGUGGUAAAACUUAUUUGACAUAAUGUGGAUCUUCCAUUCACUUGUUGCUAUAAUAAUAUCACCAUAACUAGACUUUAGGUCUAUUUUUAGUGUUAACAUCCUGGUGCUUCACACUCAUAAUGACAAGUUGCACAGGUAAGAAAUUAUUAACGCUGCAUUUUUUUUAUAAAUGUCUCUUCAUAAUCUGUUUUUAAAAUAUCACAUUUGCUUAUAAAAAAACGGCGAAUAUUUUUCAACAUUCUUGGCAAUGAUACUUCCCUGUCAACUUUAUAUUUUGCAUUUUGUAAAUUGUGACUAAUGUAAAAUAUAUAAAUAGGCUUUCAUUGUGACAGAUUUGAAAACACUUGGUGUGCCAUCAAUUUCAAAAACUGCUUAUAAUAAAGGGCCAUUCUUUUGCUUGAGAAUAUUAAUAUUUAAAUCAGGGUCAUACCUCGAAUGUCGUUUUUUGACGUUCGCAAUUCACGUAAAAACUCAUAAAAGUUAACACAGUGCUGCCAAAUAAACUUGAUUGCUUUCAUAACGCAUUAGCAUACUGGAUGACUUAUAAGUUGACAAAUUUUAAUUUUAUACACCAAAUUAUGCAGAAAACAAGACUGCAAGUGGUGUCUUGUAUGGAUUUUCUUUGUGACAGAUAAUAUACCGAUCAUUUUAAUUUAUUUGACACUCACUUAAUGUGCUUUGAGGGAACUUCGAAAUCGAGUUAUCACUAAGGAGUUGUAUAAACCCAUACUAAAGUUAUGAGUUGUUUGUUAGUGAAAGUGUUAUAGAGUUUAAACGGUGUCUGCUGCUCUGUACCUUUCAAGUUUAUUAUGGCAUUUAAAUAAAUACAUACCAAACUUGAUGAGUGUCACUAUUAAGAAAGAUAUAAAUUGACAACUGAGCCAUGAACCUCCCUUUAUAAUGGGUGUUGGAACCCUGGUUUUUAUGUUUGUUUAUUGGUAGCAACUGUCACUCAAGGCAUACAUACAUUAUUAAUUUUUUUUUGCACAAAAAUAGUUUAAAUCCUCCACUGCAUUUAUCUUGUUAAGAUGUUUUGGUGUAGAGCAGUGUCCAGGUCUCAUUCUUAUGAGGGUAGUGUUUUUUUUAUUUGCCACUGUUUAUUUGAUACUAUUUAACUGAACUAUUUAUUGACAUAACAUCUAUUUACAUAAGUUUAACCUCCUGUUUGAAGUUUCCUGAUUUCUUACUCUAUUUUUUGUUCUUGGCAUAUUGGAUGCUGUUGGACCAUUUUUUUUUUGAGGUGUAAGCUAGAUUUGGGUAUAGUUGUGACUUUCCCCUGUUUCCAAUUUUUGUAUUUGGCAUCCCAGUUUAUUAAUUUAAAAAAGUUAGAUUGGUGGAUUAUAUUUGCCUGUUGUAUUUAUUCCUGUAUGGCUUGAUAUCCAUACCAAUUUGAUGUCACUACCCUGCAUAUUGAGUUCUUAUUUGGUGGUUAUGUAAUCUGCAUUUUUUCUGAUUCCUAUUUGGCUAUGUAUGUUUCUUUUGAGGAAGAGUCUGAGGGCUUCCUUAUGGCUAUAGUUUCUGUUGUAAUUGAUGUAUAGUUAUUUGGUCUUUGCAUGUAUUUGUGUGUUUUAAUUAUUAUUGAUCCGAUUAGUCACUUAGUAUUUUUCUAGGGUAGAAUAAUUAUUUUUUAAACUGGUUUAUGAUAUUGGAUAAUAAGUGACAAAAAACUCAAUAACUUUUGCUAGAACGUCGACGAUAUGGUAUAAAGAUUUUUUCAUCCUUUGAUCACUGCUUAUUAAUAAAUUUAGUAAAGUGUAGAGCAAUUUAAAAGCCAAUUAUAUAAAUCUUUAGUAUUAUAUAAAUUAGGAAUACAAUAGAGAAAAUACAGAAUACCUAAACGUUUUUAAAAACACAAAUAAAUCCAGAUGGCAUAAGAAUAUUGUAAAUUUACUGUGAUACAAACGUUUUAAUUCUCCUGAUGAGAAGGUCCUCCAUUCUAAAGGAAUUGAAUUAUACACUUUUACACCAUUAUAGUGAAUAUUGUGUUUUCUAUAUUUUGAUAAGGGUCUCCGAGUAUCAUAAUUAGGCACAGUACUUCUGAGGUCAAAGCUCAUAUGUGAUUGUCAAAUCAUGAGACAGUUUUCCACUGAGUGUCACACCAAAGGUUGAUGAUUUAGAAAACUGUCUAAUAAAAACCUUAAAAUAUCUGUGUCUAAUUAAGUGUUAAUUUUUUUUCCAAAUCAUUUUGUUAAACUAGUCAGCUGCACCAAUUUUUUUUUUUUUUUACAUAAUUCCUAGGUUGGCAAUGGUAAACAGUUGUUUAAUCUUAAGGUGGACUCCCUUUCUGAAUCCUGUAAUGUCAACACUAGCCAAAUUGAAUUAUGUCUAAACCGGUUUAGCCUCUAAGGUGGUUUGAUUGUACGUAUAAACUUGGUAACUGAUGGAUUUACUAACCUAGUUAAUCUCACUCAUCUCAGGCCACAAAGAUAUCUUUUUUCAAAUCUGUGGCAAGAAGUUAAAAGGGCAUAACUCAAAUUUACUCACUUUUCAGGAUAGACGAAAGAUUAGAUUUAAAAGAUAUUAAUUGAUUGAUACCUUUAAAAUAAACGCUCUUUUAAAAAAAACAUUUUUGCAUAAGUCAAAAUACGUAUUUUUUAAUUUAUCCUAAAAAUUUAAGUUAUUUUUCUAAAAGUAUCUGUUUUUUUAAAAAAAAUGGGUGGACAUAAUUCAGAGAUACAUAUAAUCCUAGCCGACAAAAGGGCAUAAUUGGACCUUUUAAAAAUGAAAUGACCAACAGAAUGUCAAAUGAAUCUAAAUCGAAAUAGGGCCUUUUAUCGAUUUGUUUUUAAAAUAAAUAAAACUCAGUAUUUAAAACAACUAGACUUAUUAAUUAUUAUCAUUUUAUUAGAAAUUCCGUUUGAAAAAUAGUUUAAUAAAUUAUUAAUGUACUUGAUCAAGUACCUAUUACUUAUUACUAAAAAAGAACAAAAAAGUUUUUGCUGACAGAACUAGAGAAACCAAUCUUCAAAUUUUUACUAGGUACGCACAUUAAUUGGGGGAUUAAUCGGGAAUUAUAUUUCCGAUCUACAUCUGGAUCGACAUCAUUUUGGACCUGUGCCUGUGAUGUGACGUUUGAAUUUACAUAAAAAUCGCGUGCUGCCUCAUCAAUUAGAUCAAGGAGUUCUAAUAAGUUUUGUUUUUUCUUUUUAUCGAUAUUCCUGCUGCCAGAUAAUAUUUGACCUAUCUUUAUGUCAGAUAAUUUGAUACUUGAGUUGUUUCUCUUAAAAUUUACAAAUUUGAAAUCGUCACUCUCUGAUAAAGACUGUUUAAAUUGAACCAUACCAAAUUCUUUUUCGUAUCUUCUUUGUCGUCUGUUUGUUUUUUUAAUAUUAAAGGGCCUUUCAUAAGUUGGGAAAAGUCCAGAAAAUCUUUUGUUGUCAUUUCGUUUACAAUAAACUUACCAGUUCCAUUUUUAUUCUUUAUUUUAUUACUAGACUUUCCUGCUAAUCUUACUAAAUUUAACCAGUCGCGUGGAACAUGUAUAGGAAAGGAUGACUCCUUUUUAUAUUUUUCGAUUAAGGCAUGGUCCGAGUCACACUCCAUAUGUGUGUGACCUGGUAUCAAAAAUUUAUGAUCAACCCUUGCUCAAUGCUUGUGGACUGAAACAAGAUAUGUAAACAUGCUGGCAACAUGAGAGUUUUUGUUCUGCUCACCGCACGUAUCACUGUAGCAGAUAACGUGAUUUAUCGAUUCAUCCAAAUUUAAUAAAUAUUUGUAUAGGCACGAGGCAAUUUCGUUAGCUCCUCGACCUGCAAUACCCUCGUGCCACAUAAAAUGAAAAGAUUGAUUAGUAUUGCAUUCAUGAAUGGUAAGAUUAUAAGUGUGUAAUUGCCUUUUAUAAAAAACAGUUCCUGUACUUAAAUAAGGUGUUGGCAGCACUUGCUGUAGGUCAAAAACUAUGACUUUUAAGUUUGGAUUAUCCAAAGCUAAUGCUUUAUCGACUUUCUUCGCUUCAAAUGCAGCUUCGGCUUCAACAUGAUGAACUCGAAGCUUAUCUUCCAAUAAAAUUUGGGUUUCUUGAUCUUUUGCGCAUUUUAAUGUGCAUAUUUAACAAAUCACAGUAUGAACAAGUGUCGUUACUGGGUUUUUUAAACUUUAAAUUUAAACUGUCAACUAUCUGAGAAUAUAUUUUAAAAGAUACUGGAUUUAAAGUUUCCUCGGUGUAUAGGUUGAACAUUUUUGUUUUAUUUAAGUCGCAUGGCAAAUACUUUUUCGAGAAUAAUGCGAUUCGUACGCAGGAAACUUUUGUAUGUGGUUAAUGAUAGUAUAUUUUCUCUUCUUCGAAAUUUUGUCGACUGGUUGGUGCUUCCCUUUUUUAUCAGAAGCAGGAAUCCCGCUUUCUGAAAAAGACUUUUUUUAAAUUACACCACGGAUAAAUUUAGUUGUUUCACCAAAAAUAUUUAAAAAGCAUACUUGGCAGACUUGCGUUCGCGCAUUUUUCGAAUCAACGAAGUAGGAAACACUUUUUUCCCUGUUUCUUUUGUUUAAGGUGUUUAACAUUUGGGACUUUUUACUCUCUAUCUGUAAGUAGAGACGAUAUAUGCAUAACUCUUUUAUUGUAUUCACCUAUUUCCCAAUAUUCUUUAAAUAAAUUUAUUCUAACUUCGUCUGGUAUAUUUAUGAAGCAUUUUCUUCGACAAUUUUGUUUCAAAGGACGGGACUUCUUUUCAACAACUUUUUUUCCACUUUUAGAGGUAUACUCUUUUCCAGAGUUUUUUAACAAUUUUCUUGUUUUUUUUUUCCAGCGUUUUCGUUGAUUUUAUUAUAAACGAGGCCGAAGAUGUAGCCUCGUUUAAUUCACAGCUAUUUUGAUAAACUUGCUGUCUAUUUUGACCAUUAUUUUUUUUGUUUUCAGCUUCGUUUCUCUGCUUUAACUUCUUGCUACUCAUGAAGUUUGUAGACGAACCUGAUGCAUGAUUUACUGUAUUCGAGUCAUCGCUGUCGCUUUCUGAAUUUUGAAUGUAACACGGGUCUUUUAAGCUAUCAUCUGAAUCAUAUGGGUUUUCAGGUUCUAAACAGUUAAAACCUGAAAGAAAAAAAUGCUAUAAAAUUUGAAUACCCUAUUUAAAAAGAUAUAUUUAAAAAAAAUUAUGUAAAUCUCUAAGCUUGUAUACUUACCUGCUAUUUCAUAGAUCGGGUUAUUUUGUAGGCAUUCGUUAGCUUGGCUAUUUGUUUGAACUGGUGACAAUUGAACUAAAAGUAAACGUAGAAAUUCAGCUUAAAGCCUUACCAUUUUGCAACUGGCAAUAUACUUUGGGGUCAUCUGUUGGGAAAUAGGAAACCGGUUUUUAAUUGUACUCCUUAGCUUCGCUAUUUGUUUGAAGUGGUGAAAAUUCAACUAAAACCAGUAGCAAUAAUAUUACCAAUUAAUUUAUUACCACCCUAUUUUAAAGGCUUACCAUUGUGUAACUCAAAAUAUACUUUGGGAUCUUUUGCAAACUGGAAAAAAGCUGAUCAGUGCUGAUAUCUCCAUAAUUAUUUAUAUAUCUUGAGGUGCCUGUUUCAUUUUCAACAACUUCAUGAAAUACUAAAAACGAGAUAGGUUUGUAAAAAACUUCUUAUACUUACAAAUGUUCACAAUUUAAAUUAAGUUUACCUUGAGUACUUUCUUGGUCGAAUAGCCUUUUAAGGCGCACAUUGAUGCUAUGGUUGUCAUAUUUUGUAUUCUGCAAAUUUAGGUAAUUUUCUUUAAAAGAUUCGUCGUUCCUAACAUCUAUAUUAGUCGUCUUGCAAGCAUCAACCAUCUGCUGAGUUCGACUUCUUCUUAUUUUGCAGAUAAAAUUAUACGUGUUUCUUCGUUCAGAUUCAGUUAAAGACUAAACAUUACAUAAUAAACAAAAUCGCCUGUCGCGAGAACACCCGAAAAUGAAUUAAUUCCCAGAGGCGCACUGACAAAAAGCCAUAUCUCGAGCUAAAUAUAUCUUUAACACUGCAAUAUGUAACUGACAAGAGGGAAUUCCUUAACUUAUGCCCUUUUGUCGGGUAGUAAUAUGAAUAAAAAUAUGUUUAUAUCAACUUAAGUCUUUUUAUCAGCCGCAAAAACAAAUACUUAACUUAACAAAUACUUAACUUAAAAAUGUAUAUGUUGAGUUAAGACUUUAUGCAACAAAAAAAAACGAAUUAUGCCCUUUUGCUACAAAAUUUCUUGCUUAUUAAUAGGUAUUAAAUUAGGACCUUUUGUCAGUAUGUUAAAGGCAACCUUCAGAAUCCAAAAACGCACGGUAAGUUAAAAGGGCAUAAGUCGUGUUAUGCCCUUGUAACCUCUUGCCACAGAAAUGUGUAUUCACAAAUUCUGCGACGAUGGUAUCUCUAAUCCUCAGUUGUUGUUGUUCUACUGAUUGCCUAAUUCUAGUUCAUAUUUAUAUUCUUUAAAAACUAAACAAACUGUUUCCAGAAUUCACAUUUAUUCUGAUUUUGACAAGUACAUACUUUACGUCAUUUGCCAUAUUUAAUUUUUUAGGGUGGGUGACACGUGGUUUUUUGAAAAAAAAAAAUUUGGUACAAACUUCACCGCCGUUAAUUUAACUCACAAUAAAUGUACUUCUCCUUUGGCUUUUUUCCCCCAAUUUCAAAUUUCCCGCUUAUCUAUUUAACAAUACGCACUUUCUAUCCCACCAUUGUGACGUCCCAUUAAAUUACUUUAUUGGCUUAUAAUCGGUUUCGCCGAGACUCCUUAUCUACCAUUGGUUGCUUGGCUCAGCAAGAACUUAUCGGUUUUAUUGACCCAUUUACAUUUAUCGGUGCAUUUGUACUAUGCGAAAAGUCACAAUGUUGCAAAUUAAAACUUGAAUUCAUCAGCUUCCAGCAGUUUUCCGUAAAACGGGAAAAAAUUAACGAAAAAAAAAAAAUCACCGAAAUUACCCUGGCUACGGAUCGUGAUCUGAAAAGGCCAUUAAGAUGACGUCAGACGCACCGAAUCCGCCGCGUCGGCGCUUUUCAACCAAAUUUUGUCGCCGUGGUGUCGAUUCCUCCAUUCUCGCAGAAUUUCAAUCAAAUAUGGCCGAACAGUUUUAUUCUUAGGUUAUUCUUGUGACAAAUCUAACGUGCAACCUUAACCCUUUUUAACAGUGAAUUAUCGUAAUAUAACCUUAACCGGUCGGGCUUAAUCUAAAUACAAGAAUUACCCCUUAAUCGGCAAUAAGAACGAAAUUAUCCGUGUUACUUAAUUUCAUUGUCCGUGUCGUCUAACAAAAUGGCGAGUCGUUCGACUAAACCACGGUCUCCGACAAUUCGAACUUAAAUUUUUCCGAUUAUUUACCGAUUUAUUCGGGUUUUCUUUUCGGGAAUCGGUGAGGGGAUGUUUUUAGUUUUAGAAAAUCCGGUUUUAUUUAAUACCCCGUACGUUUAUACUUGAAGUUUUAACGAAAAUUAUUGUACAAGAUGCCAGAGGUAAGUUCAACCCUCUAAAUAUCGUUAAUUAGGGGCUCUAGCAAUUAUUUUAAAAGCCCUCAAUAUUAUUUUGUGCUUCUACUUCCUCACAUAUGCGUCUCAGAACAAUCUAGGGUGUGGCUGCCAUACUUUUAAUAUUUUUCCUAUUUUACCCUUUCAGCUUUGUUUUUGUUUACAAUCAGUUUAUUAACAAUUUCUUAGUGAAGGGAUGAGUGUUCCAACAGUUUUUUCUUUUAUUUACAUUAUUUGAAGUUCCCUCUUGCCACUAGGCCCAAAAAUUUGAAUUUCUGAGGUGGACCCUUUUGAGCAAUUUCUACUUAAAAACUUGCUUUUCCAUGUCUCCUUUUCGAUAUAUGCAUUCAGGCCACAACACAAUUCGUUUCAGGAUAAAGUAAAUCAUUUACUGGCUCCCAUUGUUACAUAACAUUCAGUAAUACAUCCAGUUAAAGUUUCACUUCAUAUUGGCCUGAUUUUACACUUGGGGCCUUAGAUUAUCGCCAUGCUACGGCCCCUUUAUAGGGACCAUUGAUAUAAGAAAUAUUUACUUCCUUAGUUUAUCCCUUACAAUUUAAUCCUUAUUCUAUCCCUCAGGCAAGAUUCAUAGUUAGAAGUGUUCUUGGGCUGGAGCACCCCAUUAUGCACCCCCCUCGUCUCGUUGAAAUAUUAAGCAAGCACUGCUCAUGCUUUUUUCUUUAUACAUUUGCUUUUUUAUAUACAAGGAAAAAGAUAGAAAUGUGAUUAAAACUGUGUUUUAAGAACUUAAGAAUUGUGACACAAAACAGGCAUCAAGGGGCCCCCCUCGGUUGAAGAUGUACCAGGGAUGUCAGAUAUGUAUGUUAGUUAUAUAUCGCAUAAAGUUUAUGAAUACAAACAUUAAUUUUUAACAGAUCCACUUGUGUAAAUUUUUGUUUCAAAUUUAAUGACAGAUUACACAGAGGGAGGAAUUUUUUUUUUAAUUAUGUCAACUUAAUUAUAUUUUGUCUUUUUUGGAGCCAGAAAAAGUUAUUGAAAUUCUCAGUCCUUCUUUGGGCUUAAAACAAAUAGACUUUUAAUGGGUGUUGAGAAAAUUGAAUAAUAUUAAAUACCACUAACAAAUCCACUGAAUGGUAGAAGGAGUCGAAUAAAGUGUGCCAUUAUUUAAGAAAUUUAUCUGCUAACAUAGGCAACUUAUGUGAUUUAUCAAACUGUAUAGUAAACAAGGUAUUUUUCAUAUUCCAAUUUAUUGUUUGGUUCUAGAACUAGUGUAAUGGUAAAUAAGAGAUUUUAUAUGUUGUUUUAUUACAGGAAAGGAAUCUUUAUAUUUAUACAUGUAUUUUUUAUUGUAAAUGUGAUCUAGUAUUAUUUGUUUUAAUAAAAGUAUACAUUUUACAUGAAAAUAAA
Anthonomus grandis grandis is the source of this 10537-nucleotide messenger RNA. RefSeq names its product SHC-transforming protein 4. The transcript has 6 exons. Bases 339 to 1418 code for a protein of 359 amino acids. Gene Ontology annotation, molecular function: receptor tyrosine kinase binding. Gene Ontology annotation, cellular component: plasma membrane. Lineage: Eukaryota; Metazoa; Arthropoda; Insecta; Coleoptera; Curculionidae. The record is from RefSeq and is a predicted model, not a curated record. Gene Ontology annotation, biological process: cell surface receptor protein tyrosine kinase signaling pathway; intracellular signal transduction.